CCUUUAUGCUCCAUUGAAAUCCAUGCUUUGUCAAUUUCUCUGGGCUUCUACCAGUCCUGUAUAUAGUCCUAUGAACAAAAGUAAUUCUACCUUGUCUACACGACAGCCUUUGGCGAAGCAUAAACCCCGGAAAUUGAUCCGUGGCCGCCUAAAGCCCAGCGUUUACUCAAUAAACAAUAAAGGUCACAAAGGAAGCACAGCUCAUUAUGAGAUGAGCUGCCUGUGGACUGGCUGCCGGCCCCCUCCAUGGACUUUCAUCGCCUAUAAAUAUGGCCAGAUCUUUGCCAUUCAAAUUGGGUUGCAUCUCGGAUUCCAUUUCUACGAGUAAUCAACAAGAAAGCGGAGCAACAACAUAGACACAGAGACAGCACAGAAAGAAAAGAAAACGAGAGAGAUCCAACAGCCCAGUCUUGGACCAUAUCUUUCCGAAAGGGCUUAUAUGGAUAAUGUCUCCUACUAGGAGUGCAGCCAAGGGCGAAUUGGCUGGUUUCCAUGCUGGCUUGAAUCCUCGUCUAGCUCAAGACCUCCUCCAGAAGCACAAGUGGGGAGUCGCUCUCACUGCACUUCUGCGCGCACUGCAAGGCAUGAAGCUCCGGCCCAGGUAUCCCGGACCGCAGGAGAGUACCGAUUUCACUGGCGGCUACGCCUUCGGGGUCAUCCCACCGGCUGGGACCAGGACACUGCAAGGCGAGUGCUGGCUGUUAGAUCAGGCGUAUGCGGAGCGGAUCGCGGAAGUGGUCGGUGGCGACGACGGCGACGGCGACGACGACGACGACGGUCGUAAUGCACGGAUCAAGCGCCGCAUCAUGUGGGACAGCCGACAGGCCUUUGACCACUGGCUGACCUCGUCGCCGGCGACGGAUCAGAAGACCGAGAAUGCCUUCUUCCAUAUCUCGGGUCGGCCCAAGUCCGGUAAGUCCCAACUGAUCCGCGAGAUCUUCUUUCAAAAGCCGUCCGACGAGAUCCGCCAGCGACUGCAGUUAGAGUGGUGCUCCUCCCCGGCGAAGAAGAAGAAGAAGAAGGAGAAGAAGCUGGUCAUGGGGUGCGCUUCCUUUUAUGAUUACAGCGAGGAGUUUGGCCCCGACGGACUCAAGACUAUGAUGCGCGGGAUUCUUUGGGCGUUGAUCCAAGCCGAUGAGCAGCUGGCCCCGCUGCUGUUUCCGCUCAGGUAUGAGUAUGAGGAGGACGAGGAGCCUGAAACGAAGCCAAGACGCCCCUCGAGGUCGAAGGUUUUGAAGAAGCUCGCUCGUGCAGCCACUCCUAGACGCUGUUGGAAGAAGAAGAAGAAUAAGAGGCGGCCGCAGCAGGGAAAGGACGACGACGAUGAGGCGAAAGGGGAAGAAGAGAUCGAGCAUAGGGCAACACCGAAAGCACUUCCUCUGCCCACAUGGCCUCUGUUUAGUCUGGAAGAUAGUGAGUUGUUUGUGGCGUGGAAUCGCCUGAGUGCAUCCAACAAGAUAUGGGCAGACCGCAAGAUCUUUCUUCUGCUCGACGGGAUAAACCGAUUCGAUGAAGGGGAACACGGGCAGAUGUUGACCGCGCUGAAAGACUGGGUGCGAGCCAGGCCAGGGCAUGUCAAGAUCUGCAUCACCAGCCGCGGUGAGGCGGCGUUUCAAGAAGCCUUGGAGUCGCAGCCUGGUUUCACCCUGCAUGAUGCGAACUUUUUGGACCAGCUGUGGUAUACUCGACACCGGCUUACCACAUCAUGUUACUCUCGGCUUCCUUACACCACGGAUUUCACGCCAGCCGAACGAGUUAGGAUAGAGUAUGACCUGGUGAGAUUGGCUGGCGGUAAUGAUCAAAAGCUGUGCACGAUGGUGCGCUUGUUGGAGCAGGCAUUCCGCGAAAGAAUUCCUAAAGACUGGAUAUAUUUGCGACUGGAACACAUUACUGGGAGGCCUGGCCAGUGCCUGCAAUAG
Aspergillus brunneoviolaceus CBS 621.78 is the source of this 1919-nucleotide messenger RNA. RefSeq lists its product as uncharacterized. The record is from RefSeq and is a predicted model, not a curated record. NCBI's taxonomy places the organism in Eukaryota, Fungi, Ascomycota, Eurotiomycetes, Eurotiales, Aspergillaceae. The coding region runs from base 447 to 1919 and encodes 490 amino acids. The transcript has a single exon.